Molecule: messenger RNA, 312 nt
Organism: Vairimorpha ceranae
Lineage: Eukaryota; Fungi; Microsporidia; Nosematidae
Exons: 1
Coding region: 1-312 (103 amino acids)
Source: RefSeq, a predicted model, not a curated record
AUGUUUGUUGUAAACAAAAGUUUCAAACUAAAAAUUUUUAAUAAAUUUUUUUUUUGUUUUAUGUUAAUACAACUUUUUAUAAAGUGUGUCUUCUCUAUUAGCGAUGUAACAAAAAAAGCUUUACGACAUGAAGAUUUAAGAAUGGCUAGGCAUUUAAUAAGUCAAGGAAUACGUGUUACACAUCCAGAAUAUCCUUUUUUAAAAUUAGAAAGCAUUGAAAAAAAUAUUAACCAUCCAAAUAACCCAAAACUUCAUAAAGAAGAUUCAAGAAUGAUUAGACACCUGUCUAUGGAAGGUUUUACAGUAAAUUAA